UGAGGCUAUGCAGUGGUGCUGAACUCCUGCAGAGCCAGUAGUGCAAUGUCACCAAUCAAAGCACUUCAAAAUCAAAAUAUUUUUGAUCCGAAUGUCUCACUGUAAUUAAACCCUUAUGGAAGUCUCACCAUCGUAGAGAAUAAAGAAGAUAGAUAGAUAAUAGAAGAUAAUGUUUUCCCACAGUAUUACACUUACAGUAGAGCUGGCUAAUGCUACUGCCUAUGAUUUGAAAUUAAACAUUGUCUCACUUCUAAAAUUAUUAUUCACAUUCUGCAUCCCACAAAUUUACCACAACAAUCAAGAGCAGGUUUUAGGCACAUGUACAAUGAUUGUGAUUUAUUAAAUAUAUAUUAAAUAUGUUAAUAUUGCAACAACUUUAGCUGGAGCUUUGGCAACUAAAUGUUAGUAGACAAAAAGAAACAAAAUAUCAUUUUAUGUCAUCGCUCAGUGUCAGUGUAACAAUACUUGAUGUGUAUCAUAUCACUUUUGAUGUCAUUACAGGGGUCUGGUUUUUCACUUUGUGUCAGUGGUUUCAAACUCCCAGCCUCCUGGUUACUUUCAGCCCACAAAUGGCUAGAUUUGUUGUACUGACAGUUGAACGCUCCAAUGAAAUUGUGGUGGCAGCGUUGGUACCCUGAUUAUUAGAGUUCGAAACCCUUGCUUUAUGUGAAACUUUGAAUUCUUGGCAAAAUGUCUGUGAAUGUUUCCCACUGUGAAUAGUCUUGUUGGAAACUUCUGGAUGGGGAUGUAACAAUGGUAUUGUGAAAACAGUGACUUGAUUCAGAUAUUUGAGUGAAUGUGAGAUCAUGUCUGUCGGUUCUCAAUCAUCCAAGCCAUUUACCCAAAGCAAGACAACCAAGACAGUCCAGCCCAGAACCCCACUUAACUGCUUUGUUUCGUUGUAUCCAUGUGUUACAAUGACAAUAAAGACCAUAAAUAAAUAAAAUAAAGGUUACAUCAUAAUAUAAUGAUAUUUUAGUUCCUGUUAAUGUUUAGGAAAUCUGUGGAGUUUCUGGUGGUAGUUUGUGUAACACUGCAGACAAUUUUGCAAUUGUUACUCUUUUUGUUGGCUUCCUUUAAAAGCGAAAUUCAAGAAGUCCAAGUCUGCUUGGAGCUGACAACAAGCCCAGAGGAAUGAAACUGGAUCCAGAUGAAACCAGUGUAUUAUAUUAGGUAACCUUUCCUUCUUUAUAAACAGUUGACACUAGAAGCAACAGAAACUGGCACAUCUCAAAACACUCUCCUCCUUCAGACGCAGCUUUUACACCAGAAUUAGCUGCAUAAGAAAGUAGAGCAACAUCAGUGUUUCUGAGAAAUAACUCAAUCGAAUACUUAAAUGUACAUGUUUUGGUUUGGAUAAUGAAAGUGAAGAGUGAAUUGCUGUGCUGGACAAUAAAAGCUUAAUUCUGUACAGUACUGUACUACAGGUAUAAACCUGUCACUCUUUUAUAUAUGAUUUGCAAACACUAAAAAUCGAAAAUUAAUUAAUCAAUAAUUCAAUCAAAUAAUUAAAAACUUUGUAUUUGAUGAUUUUAGAUUGAGAGAUUUUCUGUUUUCUCCUAUAUUUUUUGUAUUUUUCUUCUGUCUAUCUGCAGAGUGUGUACAGAUCAUAUACAGUCACAACCCUGUGUUCUGGUCUGUUGUGGCAGCACCAUUUAACUGUAGUGGCCCUGACUCUAGCUGAGGUUAGCUCAGGUUUCUGUUGUCACAGCAACAUCUUAGAUCGCUGGAUGGAUGAAUGGAUGAAUUGAAAGAUAGAUAGAUGAACUUUCCUGAGUAUUCACUCAUGGCCCACACUGCAUCAUUUUUAUGAUGUGACAAUGGGAAUUGAAGGUAAUGUUGCUAAGAGUUGCCACCCGUUGUGUGUUAAAGAACUAUUGUGAAAAUUGAUUUGUAAAAGAACUCUGACUUUCUCUUUGAGCACUGUAAAAAAGGGUGGGGAGGUAAAAGAAAAAGAACAUACACACACGCCCAUGACAAAUCUGUUGUGUGUGCCAGAGAUUCUUCCAGAGAUGUUCACAGCACUUCCUUUGACACCCAUCUAAAGGUUUUCAAUGGGGUGUAUUACUUAACUUUCCAUGCAUGGUAAAGGUUGGUCAUAUCUCUUCAUCCACACUGCAGAGAUGCUACUUGUCUGAAGGAGAGAGUUAAACCCUAUUCGCAGCUAUGAGUGUGCUAAUUCGUAAGCUUAGGACAGCUGGAACCCUGUGCGGUUGUUUUUUUUUCGUUAUCAGCCUCAACUUCAUAUAUACAAGGUAUUUUUCCAAAGUCCCUUUGAGCAACUGGGCCACAAACAAUGAUGAAUUAAAGGAACUCUUUGAUGCUGAUAUUACACUAAACUAUGGAGCCAGAACAGAUGUUACGACAAUAAGUUCUUGGAAAGCUCCGAUUAUGUGGGAGGGAAUGUUUGACCCAAAUGUUUAUGACCGAAUGCACAUUCACUUCGGGUCCAAUGUGGCAGUCACUGUGUUUGCUGUUGGCAGGUAUCUGGAUGUCUACCUGUUGAAUUUCCUUAACUCUGCAGAAAGGUACUUCAUGGUGGGAUUACCAGUGAAAUACUAUGUGUUUACAGACACACCAGAGAAAGUACCAAAGGUUGCGCUUGGUCACAAGCGAAGCAUGAAGGUUCUCAAGGUGGACAGAUACGAUAGGUGGCAAGACAUCUCCAUGAUGCGCAUGCAGACCAUAUCAGAGAUCAUAGAAUCAGAGAUACGUUACAGCUUCAGAUACGUCUACUGCUUUGAUGUGGAUCAAGUGUUUAAAGGCAGGUUCGGCUCAGAGGCUCUGGGUGAUUCUGUGGCCAUGAUCCAUUCCCAGUUUUAUAGAUAUCCAAAGUACAGGUACACCUUUGACAAAAACCCUCAAUCCAAGGCGUUCAUGAAAGUUGGAGACUUAUAUUACCACGCUGCAGUCUUUGGAGGAUCAUGGGAGAACGUGAAGAAUUUGACAGACACCUGCUACGAAAACAUCAUGGUGGACAAAAUAAGAAACGUUGAAGCUUUGUGGCACGACGAGAGUCAUCUGAAUAGAUUCUUUUUUGACAACAAACCGACCAAGCUGCUCUCACCUGAAUACUGCUGGAAUGAGAUUUUCCCUGACCAGGACAUACGCGUACCCCGAUUAGUAUGGGCACCAAAAUAUUAUGACACACUUCGUACUUAAAACAUUGACCAGUCAUGUUGAAAACUCAACUAUAAGGUAUAAGGUAUAAAGGGGUUUUUAUUAUAGAAGCCAGGCUAUUAAACAAUUUGAAAUGGUAAAAGAAAGGGUCAGAUUUGAGCAUUUUAUUUUAAUUAGGAAAUAUUUGAAAUGUACUUAUUUUCUUUUCUUUUCUUUCUUUUUUUUGGCUUAUUUAAGGUAGAAGCUGUCCCAUGUUACAGAAAAGACACUUAAAAGACAGCAGAGGGUAUAUAUGAAUUAAGUUAUUGUCAGGGAUUAUUAUUUUUGACUUGUCUUGUCUUAUUAUUUAUUUUUAUGGAUUCUGAAGAAAACACUCAAUCUGUUAUUAGUUAUGUUGUUUCAUUCUGUUUUGAGGACUUUCUAAGGAAAAUAAAGCUAUGUUGACUUUGAAUUAA
This is a messenger RNA of Cynoglossus semilaevis (tongue sole), 3575 nucleotides long. RefSeq names its product alpha-1,3-galactosyltransferase 2-like. The transcript has 6 exons. Gene Ontology annotation, cellular component: Golgi apparatus; membrane; vesicle. The coding region runs from base 2167 to 3162 and encodes 331 amino acids. Lineage: Eukaryota; Metazoa; Chordata; Actinopteri; Pleuronectiformes; Cynoglossidae. Gene Ontology annotation, biological process: carbohydrate metabolic process. The record is from RefSeq and is a predicted model, not a curated record. Gene Ontology annotation, molecular function: hexosyltransferase activity.